AUGUUUCAGAGAGACGCACCACUUUUUGAAUCUUAUCACACUUUGCAAUAUGUGGCAUCAUCUGCAUCACAAAAUUCUGAGUCAUAUAAUAAACCAACUUAUUAUUUGAAUGGAGUAAGUCAGAUUAAUAAUAGAGCAAAUAAUGUAAACUAUUAUGAAAAAAGUGAUAUGGAUACAAGUUUAUUACCAGGAAUGACUACUGUAUAUGUUGGUCAAAUUCCCUUAAGUAUUGCAGAUGUUUAUAUUCGUCGUCUUCUAAAUGAAUGUGGCCGUAUAAUGAAAUGGAGUAGAUCAGAAGAUCCCACAACAAAGAAACUCUCAUCUUUUGGACUUUGUGAAUUUGACUCUCCUAUUGGAGUAAUUAAUGCUGUUAAGGCUUUAAAUGGUCUUGAAAUAUGUGGUAAAAAGCUUUUAGUUAAAUAUCAACAUGGUAUUGAUGCAUUGAUAACAAAGUGGAAUAAUAAUAGAAUAAGUGCAAUGGUUAAAGAACGUGGAGGUGACUGUACUAUUGAAACAAUUUUAAUGGAAAUUUCAGCUGAAGAUACUCGAUUACGUUCUACAAUUCAAAAAUUAGUAAAUAUAAUAGCUCAAGAAUGCUCCUUUGAGCCUGAUAUAAAGUCAAAUAAUGAAGGUACUACAAAAGGUUCUAAUAUUGAAAUUUCGACUUGUUUAAAUAUGAAAAUUCUUUCUGAUAAUUAUAAAGUAAAUGAAAAAGAGAUUUAUAGAGAGAAGGCAUUUCUUGAAACUCAAAAAGAAUGUUAUGUAAUUUGUAGAGAUCUGGAUAUGUUAAGAUAUAAAAUAACUAGGGAUAUACCAGGAUGUUUUCAUAAUAAACUUCCAGAUUUAGAACAUUUUCUUUUUAAUAUGCUAGAAGAGAAUUUUGAAGAUUUGGAUGAUAGAAAUUUUGGUCAGGUAUCAUUGAUAAUAGAUAUGGAUUUAGAGAAAAUUACAAACAAUAAAGAAACUUCUUUUUAUAAAGAAGAUGAUAAAUUGUGUGAUCUAUAUGGUUUGAAGGAUUCAGAUAAUGUUGAUAAAUCUAAAAAGAUUAUCCUGGAUAUUCGCAAGUUGGAUAGUACACAAACUUUAAAGUGUGAUAAUAUAAAGUGUGAAUAUUUUCAAGAUCCUUUAGAUUUUCCUAGCAAUUUAGAAAAUACAGAUAAUACUUGUGACAAAAUUUUAGAAACUACUGAUAAAAUGGAUAACUGUAAAGGACUAAUAGAUAAUAACUUAUAUUCUAGUAAUUUCUUUACUGAUGCAUUAUACAAUUGGGAACAACUUUUAGAAAAUACAUUAAUUGAUAAAUAUACUUGUUUUAUAAAAGAUCAAAUGUCAAUAAUUAUUGGAGAUUCAGAUAGUGAAGCUUUAGAUAUUAUUGUUAAUUUUAUUCUUGGUCAACUACGUAAUAAAGUAGGGUUGCUCGAACUUUUUAAGCUUUUAAGUGAUCUAAUUGAUGUAGAAGCUGAGCCAUUUCUUAAGAUUUUGUAUAAUAAACUAUGUGAAGAUGGUUAA
This is a messenger RNA of Cryptosporidium muris RN66, 1509 nucleotides long. RefSeq names its product RNA recognition motif. family protein. Lineage: Eukaryota; Apicomplexa; Conoidasida; Eucoccidiorida; Cryptosporidiidae. The transcript has a single exon. The coding region runs from base 1 to 1509 and encodes 502 amino acids. The record is from RefSeq and is a predicted model, not a curated record. Gene Ontology annotation, molecular function: RNA binding.